AUGUCGGAUGCGCUCUCCGUUGAACAGAACAACAAAAUCCGAGCCGCGCUCGGCCUCAAACCUCUCCCCGUCCCCGGUGCCGACGCCACCGCCGGUCCAGAACACGAUGAUUCCGACUCGGACAUCUCUUCAGACGAAGAAGACCCAGCAAGUACAUUAGAAUCCCGUCAAGCGCAAGCCGGUGAGAACUGGAAGAAACUCCAAGACGAAGCCGAGGCGAAGCGGAAACGGGAGGAAAGGAACGCGGCGAUUAGAAAGGCGCGCGAGCAGGCACAGAAAAAUGCUAAGCUCGAGGGGCCGACACUAGGUGAAACGGGUGGCGUGGAGGAUACAAAGACUUGGUUGCAACAGGCGAAGAAGCGGCAGAAGAAGAUUGAGAAGGAGCGGGCGCGUAAACUCGAGGAAGAACUAGAGGAGCGGGAACGGGCUGCGGCGGCGGAGUAUACCUCGGCGGAUUUGGCUGGUUUAAAGGUCGGGCAUGAAGCUGGUGAAUUCGGAGAAGGGGAAGAACAUAUCCUUACUCUUAAAGAUACUGCUGUUGAUCAGGAAGAUGAGGAUGAUGAACUUGAGAACCAACAUCUGAAAGAAAGCGAAAAAACGGCUGAGAAAUUGGAACUGAAGAAGCGCAAACCUGCUUACGAUCCGACCGAGGAAAACGCUGGAAUUCUAGCACAAUAUGACGAGGAAAUUGAAGGCAAAAAGCGAAAACGUUUCACCCUUGAUGCCACCGGUUCGACUGCCGAAGAACGGGAUGUCAAACGACAGGAAGUUUCCGAAAAGUUGAAGAAGAAUGCCAUCAGCCUUGACUUAGAUCCUGAGCCCCAGGCCGCCCCCGUGUCCGAUUACAUGGACAUUAGCGAAGUCAAGAUCAAGAAGCCGAAAAAGAAGAAGUCGAAGACUACUAAGCAGCGCGCUGUAUUGGAUGACGAGGAUAUCUUCCCGGCUACCGAGUCGGGCAACGCGCCGGACGGGACAUUGAUGGAAGUUGACAACAACAAUAACAACGGAACACCGGCCCCUGCCCCUGCUCCGCGAAAGCGGGUAAGCGAAGAUGUUUCGUUUGCUGAUGAUGACGAUCUACAAGCAUCCCUCACACGGCAAAGACGUGCUGCUUUCAAGAAGCGUCAGAAGGUCAAGCCAGAAGAUCUUGCGCGACAGCUCCGGGAAGAAGAAUCGCAGACGCCGAUGGAAGUUGAAAAUGCAGAGAACGAAGAGGAGCCCGGUCUAGUCAUCGACGAGACCUCCGAAUUCGUCUCUAAUUUACAGCGACCUACGCUCCCUGACCGCCGCGAAAGCCAGAAGACGGCUACACCUGCACCAGCUAAGGCGCCAUCAUCCCCCGUGGAAGAGCCUCACGUCGAGCCAGAAGCCGAUGUGGACAUGGACCGCACUUACAGUGGCAUCGAGGACGAGGAGGAAGUCAAGGAGCGCUUCAAGCAGGACCAGGCCCAGGCGCAGCAGGAGAUUAGCGGCACCGGAUUGGAAGAGGAAACUACAUUAGACCAAGGACUGGGAGCUACAUUGUCUAUGCUUAAGCAACGUGGUCUCGUGAAACAGACCGACAGUGCUCAGCACAAUGCACUCUUCCGGGAGCGCCAGCGCUUCUUACAUGAAAAGCAACACCUCGAAAGCGAAGCUGAAAAGCGUGCUCGCCAACAGAGAGAGCGCGAUCGUGCCUCGGGCAAGCUGGAUCGCAUGUCUGCUCGCGAACGAGAAGAGCACGCCCGUUGGGAGAACAAGCAGCGUGACCAGCAGGAGGCACGCCACAUGGCCGAUGUGUUCAACCGCGAAUACAAGCCGGACGUACAGCUCAAGUACGUGGAUGAAUAUGGUCGUCUCAUGAACCAGAAGGAAGCGUUUAAGCAUCUGAGCCACCAGUUCCACGGCAAGGGCAGUGGCAAGAUGAAGACCGAGAAGCGUUUGAAAAAGAUCGACGAAGAGAAGCAGCGCGAGGCAAUGAGUACAUUGGACAGCAGUCAGCAUACGGGUAUGAACAAUGCGAUGGGGGCGACGGCACGAAAGAACCGGCAAGCGGGUGUGCGAUUGGGUUGA
Messenger RNA from Aspergillus chevalieri, 2052 nucleotides. RefSeq names its product U4/U6-U5 snRNP complex subunit SNU66. Lineage: Eukaryota; Fungi; Ascomycota; Eurotiomycetes; Eurotiales; Aspergillaceae. Gene Ontology annotation, cellular component: U4/U6 x U5 tri-snRNP complex. Bases 1 to 2052 code for a protein of 683 amino acids. The record is from RefSeq and is a predicted model, not a curated record. The transcript has a single exon. Gene Ontology annotation, biological process: mRNA cis splicing, via spliceosome; maturation of 5S rRNA.